This is a messenger RNA of Nomascus leucogenys (northern white-cheeked gibbon), 1415 nucleotides long. RefSeq names its product BCL2 interacting killer (gene BIK). The record is from RefSeq and is a predicted model, not a curated record. The transcript is spliced from 4 exons. NCBI's taxonomy places the organism in Eukaryota, Metazoa, Chordata, Mammalia, Primates, Hylobatidae. Gene Ontology annotation, biological process: male gonad development; apoptotic process; apoptotic mitochondrial changes. Bases 279 to 1016 code for a protein of 245 amino acids.
GCGACAAAGCAAGACUCAGUAUCCAAAAACAAAGAAGAAAGAAAGAAAGGGCCCUUAUGAAUCAUCUUCAAGUCCCUCCCUUCCAAGAACAGAGAUGCUGGGCAACUUGCCCAGAGGCACACAGCCAGCAUGUAGCAGGAUUUAUGCCUGUGGGAGCUGGGGUUGGGGGAUAUUGGCGGCUUUAGCGGAUCAAAAGAGCAGGUGAGUAGGGCUAUGCAAACUGGGGGUCAUCCUGUGAGAGAGCCCCCAGACUGCUCAGUUCUUAGGGGUCCAGUCAUAUGCUGUCUUUUUGCCCCAGAGAAAUGUCCGAAGUAAGACCCAUCUCCAGAGACAUCUUGAUGGAGAGCCUCCUGUAUGAGCAGCUCCUGGAACCCCCGACUAUGGAGGUUCUUGGAGUGACUGACCCUGAAGAGGACCUGGACCCUAUGGAGGACUUCGAUCCUUUGCAGUGCAUGGAGGGCAGUGACGCGCUGGCCCCGCGGCUGGCCUGCAUCGGGGACGAGAUGGACGUGAGCCUCAGGGCCCCGCGCCUGGCCCAGCUCUCCGAGGUGGCCAUGCACAGCCUGGGUCUGGCUUUCAUCUAUGACCAGACUGAGGACAUCAGGGAUGUUCUUAGAAGUUUCAUGGACGGUUUCACCACCUUUAAGGAGAACAUAAUAAGGCUCUGGAGAUCCCCGAACCCCGGGUCCCGGACUGGCAGGCCCAGGCCACGCUGGCCUCUGGCCAUGUCCUCAGGGCCACUUUCCCCCUCUCCUGAACUCCUUCCUUCUCUGGUCCCCUGGAGCUCCUUCCCAGUCCCCACCUCCCUGGGCUUCCCCUUGGCACUCCGCUGUCACCUGUCUGGCCCCAUUGCUGGGGCCUGCCCCGAGCCUGACUCCUCUGCUUUGCUCCCACAGGUGUCCCGCGAACAGAUGCUGCUGGUGCUGCUGGUGCUGCUGCUGCUGCUGCUGCUGCUGCUGGAGCUGCUGCUGCUGCUGGCGCUGCUCAGCGGGGGCCUGUACCUGCUGCUCAAUUGAGGCCCCGGUGUCUCAGGGCGGGGCGGGCCCCACCCCUGUGACCACUGCCCUGGAGGUGGCGGCCUGCUGCUGUUGUCUUUUUAACUGUUUUCUCAUGAUGCCUUUUUAUAUUUAAACUCUGAGAUAGUGCUGGAACACUGCUGAGGUUUUAUACUCAGGUUUUUGGGUUUUUUUAAUUCCAGUUUUCGUUUUUUCUAAGAGAUGAGUUCCUAUGGCUCCGAAAUUGUUACCUGUUAACUGUGGCCUGUGCCCAGGAAGAGCCAUUCACUCCUGCCCCUGCCCACACGGCAGGUAGCAGGGGGAGUGCUGGUCACACCCCUGUGUGAUGCCCUUGGCAAAGAAUCUACUGGAAUAGAUUCCGAGGAGCAGGAGUGCUCAAUAAAAUGUUGGUUUCCAGCA